AUGGUGUGGUGGCAUGUAUUUCUCUCCUUCGGUGUUGCAGGGGCGUUCUACGUGCUUUGGUUGGCUCUGCAGCGGCUAUGGCUCUCACCGAUUGCUCACUUCCCGGGACCUAAACUGGCUGCUCUUACAAUGUGGUAUGAGUUCUACUAUGGUUCAUUCCUAGAGGGUCAAUAUACUUUUCGGAUCGCCGAGAUGCAUCGCAAAUAUGGCCCAAUCGUGCGAAUCAGCCCUUACGAGCUACACAUUGACGAUGCUGAAUAUUAUGAAACGCUGUAUUCUCGAGAUGCCCCGCGAGAUAAGUCACUACAUCUGACUGGGAUGUUUGGAGCACCGGCUUCCGCAUUUGGUACAGUUGAUCAUCGACGCCAUCGGAUACGGCGUCAACCGAUGAACCCUUUCUUCUCCCAACAGCGAAUCCGACAACUGGAGCCAAUGCUUCGAGACAUGGUUGACAAACUGUGCGAUGGAUUGCGCGCCUGGAAGGAUAGACACACUCCGCUACAUAUACGUGGUCGUGGAAUACACCAUGGGACACUCAUCUCACUAUCUUGA
Molecule: messenger RNA, 552 nt
Organism: Aspergillus oryzae RIB40
Lineage: Eukaryota; Fungi; Ascomycota; Eurotiomycetes; Eurotiales; Aspergillaceae
Exons: 2
Coding region: 1-552 (183 amino acids)
Molecular function (GO): oxidoreductase activity, acting on paired donors, with incorporation or reduction of molecular oxygen; heme binding; iron ion binding
Source: RefSeq, a predicted model, not a curated record